GUCAGAAUGAAAGGCAUGGAGUUGCCCUGUGGCAGAUAAUGUUUAUAUUUGCUGUAAUCGUGAGAAAUUCGUGAAAUUUCCUUCCCAAUGUACGUUUUACUGCAGUCAGCAAGCAACCGUAAAAAGCCUCCAGGUCGUCUGUAGCAGUAUCGCUAAUUGCAUUUGUAGUUGUUACGAACAAAACCAAGUUAGCUAUUUUGCUGGCUUGCUGAACCUUCGACGAGCAAUAACUAUCCAAAAUAAUGCUAUUCAAUACAUUUAGUUGUGUCCUGAUUCGAAGGACGUGCGCCUACAGGGUGACAACGUACACACACUAUUCGGUGAAACCGUGGAGGAAGCUUAGAAUCUGUGAAGCACUCUCGACGCAGGAAAUUGGAACGCAAGUUAGAAUACAAGGCUGGGUCCGGUCGGUGCGAUCUCAGAAAGAAAACUUGUUUCUCCACGUGAACGAUGGCAGUUCCCUGCAGAGUCUCCAGGUCGUGGCCAGUGCGGAGCUGAAUUGCAGGAACCUCACGUUCGGCAGCUCUGUGGAAGUCUCCGGAAACAUUGUAAAGAGUCCUCACAAGAAGCAGGCCGUGGAGCUGAAGGCGAAUCAGAUCCGAGUCAUCGGGGAAUGUGACCCAGUGGAUUUCCCAUUUAAAGUGAAGGAGAGGCACGCGCUCGAAUACAUCCGGCAGUUUCCGCACCUGCGAUGCAGGACCAACGCCUUCAGCUCCCUGCUGAGGGUACGGAGCGAGGCCUCCUCUGCCAUCCACAGCUUCUUCAGGGAGAACCAUUUUGUGCAGAUUCAUACUCCUGUGAUCUCCUCUAACGACUGUGAGGGAGCAGGAGAGAUCUUCCAGGUGGAGCCUGCAGUGCAGGACAAAACCCUGGAUGAGGAGAGCCAUCACUUCUUCUCUGUACCUGCAUACCUGACUGUGUCAGGACAACUCCACCUGGAGGUGAUGGCAGGGGCUUUUCCUCGUGUGUACACCUUUGGUCCCGCGUUUCGAGCGGAGACCUCCCACAGCCGAAGACACCUGGCGGAGUUUUACAUGGUGGAGGCCGAGCUUUCUUUCACAGAGUCCCUGGAGGACCUUCUGACGGUCAUGGAGAACCUGUUUAAGUUCACCACAGAGUGCCUUCUGUCCCGAUGUGCUGAGGACAUGGAGCUAUAUCACAAGUACGUCGCUCCUGGACAUAAGGAAAGACUGGAUCUGAUGCUGAAGGAAAAGUUCAAAGUGAUCACCUACACUGAGGCCAUCGACCUGCUCAGCCGCAGUUCUCAGAAAUUUGAGUUUAAAACGGAGUGGGGCUGUGACCUGCAGACAGAGCAUGAGAAGUAUCUGGUGAGGCACUGUGGCAGUGUGCCCCUGUUUGUGAUAAACUACCCGUACGAGCUCAAGCCUUUCUACGCCCGGGACAACGAGGACCAGCCUCGACACACGGCGGCGGCGGUGGACCUCCUGGUCCCAGGGGUGGGGGAGCUCUUCGGGGGCACUCUGAGAGAGGAGAGGCUGGAGGUGCUCAGGACAAGACUGGCACGGGCUGGCUUGGAGGAAUCCUUACAAUGGUACCUGGAGCUGAGGCGGUUCGGGUCUGCUCCGCACGGCGGCUUUGGGAUGGGAUUCGAAAGGUACCUGCAGUGCAUUCUGGGAGUUGAGAAUAUCAGAGACGUUGUUCCGUUUCCACGGUCUCCUGACUCCUGCAUUCUCUGAGCCAAUCACACACGCCCUGUGUCUUUCUGCAUUUCAUCCAGGAAGUGAUGCGUUCUCUGUAUCAGUGUCUGACAGGUGUUGUUAUUAUUAUUUGGCUACAUCUUGAAUUUAUGGACACAUUUUAUGAAGAGAAGAGUGUUCUCUCUGCAAUCAUGUUUACUUCCUGUCUUGCUGAUCUUAUCAGCGAGUUCUUUAAAUAUUAAACUAAUGGGUUUGUACAGCCA
This is a messenger RNA of Conger conger (European conger), 1921 nucleotides long. It is a transcript of the gene nars2, whose product is annotated as asparaginyl-tRNA synthetase 2, mitochondrial. Gene Ontology annotation, molecular function: nucleic acid binding; asparagine-tRNA ligase activity; ATP binding. The coding region runs from base 243 to 1697 and encodes 484 amino acids. Gene Ontology annotation, cellular component: mitochondrion. NCBI's taxonomy places the organism in Eukaryota, Metazoa, Chordata, Actinopteri, Anguilliformes, Congridae. Gene Ontology annotation, biological process: asparaginyl-tRNA aminoacylation. The transcript is spliced from 14 exons. The record is from RefSeq and is a predicted model, not a curated record.